UCUCAAUUUCUCAUCGACCCGACCACCCACCCCGACUCUCCUCCUCUCUCUCUUUCUCUCCCCUCCCCUUGUCGAGCUAGGGUUAGGGUUUGUCUGCGUUCCCGGGCCAAUUUAUCGAUCAAAUCGGACGACCUCCAGCCGGUUGCCUCAUCGACCCAUCGAUUCGUCCCUGGUUCGAUCGAAUUUCCACUACAUCUAGACAUCAUCGUCAAUCUCGAUUCUCCAUUUCUGAGAGGGGGAAAGACGAAAAGCUAGCAGGGGAUUCGGUGGGUUGAUCCCUUUGAUCCACCACCUGCUAAUACAAAUUCUCAAGAGGAGAGGAGCAGCAGCAGCAGCAGCAGCAGGAGGACCAUGGAUCCCAGCCAGAUGAUGUUCCCCAUGUGGGGGGCGCCGCCGCCGCCGCCUCCCGCCGCCAUGCCUCCGCCCUCCGAUGACCCCGCCGCCGCACCCAAGGCGCAGCCCUUCCUACCCCCGCCCAACCGCGGCUGGAAGCGCAAGAACCCCGCCGCCGCCUACCAGCCCCCGGCCCUCGGCGACCUCCAGGUGCAGAACCGGGCCAAGGCUCGCCGCUGGUUCAAGAACAGCAACAACAGCAACCCCAACACCGCCCGCAAGUACUUCUUCCCCAAGAACAAGAACAAGGCCGCCGCGCCGCGCAACACCACCUCCUUCAUCAUCCGGGCCAAGCGCGCCGGCGGCAUUGCCUCCCUCGUCUCUCCAUGCCCUGUCACGCCCGCCGUGCUCCCCACCCCGCGCCUCUCCCCCUCCCGCGAGGGACUCGCUGACAUGGCCCAGGCGCAGUGGGGUGUCGACGGCUACGGCUCCAUGAAGGGCCUCAUCCGCCUCCGCAGCUCCCCCCAGCGAGCCAACCCCAACGCUGCUGCAUCCGACGACGAUGAAGACGGCAACUCCAGCGGCAGUGACGUCGAGGAGCACGUCGAGAUGGAGCGCCGCCUCGACCAUGACCUCAGCCGCUUUGAGAUGGUCUACCCUGGGAGAGGGGAGGAUGCUGGGGGCUACGUGUUUGAGGACGACGAUGAGUAUGACCAGGAUGCCCAUGUAUCUCGCCUCGAGGAGGAGAACCUGACGCUGAAGGAGAGGCUCUUCUUGAUGGAGCAGGAGGUAGGUGACAUGAGGCGCCGCCUGGAGGCGCUUGAGGCGCGAUUUUCACAAUGUGAUGGCGUUGUGGGUGGUGAGAAUGCAGUGGAAGAAGCUCCUCCUGGGAAUGAUGCAGAGAGGGUCCAUGGGGUGUCAGAGAAUAAUAGCAGUGAGGGUGAUGCAGAGGGGGUUCAUCUGGGAUCUGAGAAGAGCGGAGGGCAAACUGCAGCGAUGCAGGCUGCUGUGGGUUCAGAGAAGACUGGUGAGCAUGUUGGUGUGGGUUCGGAAGAGACUGGCAAGCACGAUGUAGAGGAGCAGGUCGCUGUGCCUGUGGGUUCAGAGAAGGCUGGUAAAACCGAUGCUGAGGAGCAGGGUGCUUUGUGUGGUUCGGAGAAGACCAGCAAGCACGAUGCAGAGAAGCAGGGUGCUUUGGGUAGAGAGAAGACAGGCGAACAGGAGAUAGAGAUGACUGAUUUGGAGAAGACAGGUGAACACGAUAUAGAGAUGGUUGAUUCUGCGUUGGACAAGAAGAUGGGUGAGGACAAUGAUGAGAUUAGGCAGUGAGGACUCAUGGAACAUGGAGAAGAGAAGUCAGUACUGGUUGUCGGUGCUGUACAUACGCGUCAAUGACGGAUUGAAGGGAUGCAACGUGGACUGGACAUGUUUUGGAGACAGACAUGUUGCAUAUCAUGUAUACUGCCUGGUAUUGACAGUAUAAUAAGUUUGCUGUCCCAUUUUGAGUUUAUUUCUCUUGUUCCUUGUUAUGAUGAUCCCGUAGACUUUGUAGCGCGCUGCUUAGAGCUGCUGAAAGUGGUAGAUAUGGAGGGAAGAACUGAGAUGAUUGAUGAUUUUGUUCUGGUAACCAUUUUCGUCGUUGCUGUUGCUGUAUCCAAUGGCGGUGUCCUGUUCUGUCUGAUGUUGCGCUAUUUGAUGUGUUGGUUGUACCAGUUAUGCUGUCGCCGCGGCCUGUACCUGAUGAUUGUAAGUGCGGCACCAUCUAACCUCCUUAUAUUGUGGAUGUUGUUAUCUCUGAUAACAGAGAAUGGUGGCAAUGGUUUGCACAAUGUGAAUGCUGUUGCUGA
Molecule: messenger RNA, 2180 nt
Organism: Panicum hallii
Lineage: Eukaryota; Viridiplantae; Streptophyta; Magnoliopsida; Poales; Poaceae
Exons: 1
Coding region: 352-1662 (436 amino acids)
Source: RefSeq, a predicted model, not a curated record